This is a messenger RNA of Cercopithifilaria johnstoni, 351 nucleotides long. The record is from the annotation of a GenBank genome assembly. NCBI's taxonomy places the organism in Eukaryota, Metazoa, Nematoda, Chromadorea, Rhabditida, Onchocercidae.
AUGAGCGAUUUAUAUAUGAAAAAUGGCGAUGGCUUUAUCGUAGUGUAUUCAAUUACUGAUGCAACGAGUCUGAUAAAUACGGUUGAAAUAUUUCAAAGUUUAUUACGAGUUCGGCAAAAAUAUCAUUUUCCAUUAAUUCUCGUUGAUAAUAAAUUGACGAUAUCAAAAAUCGAGAAGUGUCAAGAGGCGAUGGUGAAAAAUAUGCAGCUCAAUACAAUUCAAUAUUUUGUGAAGCAUCAGCGAAAAAUAAUAUUUAUGUCAUCGAGGUUUAUCUUUGAAGAUAUUGUGAAACAAAUUAGAGCUGAAGGGCAAUUAACACCUCAUCAAUUAGAAAAAGAACGUAAACGAUGA